Lizanozyma spartinae is the source of this 951-nucleotide messenger RNA. RefSeq names its product Pra1p (gene PRA1). Gene Ontology annotation, cellular component: cell surface; fungal-type cell wall; extracellular region. Lineage: Eukaryota; Fungi; Ascomycota; Pichiomycetes; Serinales; Debaryomycetaceae. The record is from RefSeq and is a predicted model, not a curated record. The transcript has a single exon. The coding region runs from base 1 to 951 and encodes 316 amino acids. Gene Ontology annotation, molecular function: zinc ion binding; integrin binding; metallopeptidase activity.
AUGUUUAAGACAAUCUGUGUACUUUUAGCAGUUGCUUCGAAUAUUGCAGCCGAGUCUUCAACUUCUUUGGAAAGUCAAGUAGUAUCUGCUACUACUUACGUUCAAAGCGACUCAACAUCGGAUGUUUGGACCGAUAAUUGGGAAAAAAGUUUCCCUAUUCACACCUCCUGUAACCAAACCAAGUUCAAUCAAUUGAGUGCUGGGUUGGAUGAGGCAAUGCAAAUCGCUGCUCAUGCAAGAGAUCACACUCUUAAAUACGGAAACAAUUCUGAAAUUUUCAGAAAGUAUUUUGGAAGUGGUCUCCCUGCAACCGUCGCUGGUGUUUUUGACAGUGUUGUCAAUGCAGAAAAGAGUGGCAUGUUGUUCCGUUGUGACGACAUUGAUGGUAACUGUAAGUUUGAUGGCUGGGCUGGUCACUGGAGAGGUGAAAAUGGUACAGAUGAAACAGUGAUCUGUGAUUUAUCCUUCACCACAAGAAGAAGGUUAUCUCAAUUAUGCUCUCAAGGUUGGACUGUUGCCAAUAGCAAAGAUAAUAUCUUUUGGGCAACUGAUUUACUUCAUAGAUUCUGGCAUACUACUGUAUUGGGUCACGGUAUUGUUGGUCACUAUGCUGAUGGAUACAAGGAUUCACUUGAAUUGGCUUCUAAAAACUCAUCUUACGCGGUUAUUAACUCUGUUUCGUUAAGACUCUUUGCCCUUGAAGUAUAUGCUUAUGAUAUUACUGUUCCGGGUGUGGGUUGUUCAGGUGAUAGCGGUUCAUCAAGUGUUGUUAAAUCUUCCUCUACCACCCCAGUGGCAGCUACUCCCACUUCAACAGAUGACCAUGAUGAUCACGCUCACGCUUCAGACGACCACGAUCACUCUCACACUUCAGACGAUCACGACCAUGCCCAUAGUACAGGAGGUACUGAGUGCCAUACCCAUGCAGAUGGUGUAGUCCAUUGUGUUUAA